Molecule: messenger RNA, 1047 nt
Organism: Coprinopsis cinerea okayama7#130
Lineage: Eukaryota; Fungi; Basidiomycota; Agaricomycetes; Agaricales; Psathyrellaceae
Exons: 5
Coding region: 1-1047 (348 amino acids)
Source: RefSeq, a predicted model, not a curated record
AUGCUUCACCGCAGGGAAGUUGACCUCGACCAGUGGGCCAUCCACAACGCUGCAGGGCUCUACGCCGCCGAUGCUAUCAAUAUCCUCUCUGUCGGAGUUCAACUAGUCAUGCUCAUAUACGGCCUAUCCUGCUUCCUGGAGACCCCCUACGCACGCCGCAAGGGUCGACUCCGCUACAUCAUCUUCAGCCUCUGCAUCACGGCGCUGAGCAUGAUGGGGACUGGUCUCAACCUAUCCGAGCAUUUCCGCACCGUUUACUAUUCUGUACCUGGAGCCGACUACCUGGAACAAAAUGGCAUUGCCCAAAAAAGCUGGGAGCUUCGCCUUUCUCUGGCCCUGGCGUAUGUUGGCGUAACACUGGGAGACGGGCUUCUGGUAUAUAGAUGCUAUGUGAUAUGGAAUGGUCUUAAAAGGGUCACGAUUCCCCUCUUUGUGGGCUAUAUAAGUUUCAUAGCCAUUACAAUCACGGAAGUCGUCCGUCAUGCCAGCGGCAUCGCCCAACGCUCCGAGAACCAGCGAGCAAUGUCCCUAAAGAUCCACAUCGUCUACAUCCUCGUCACCCUCCUGCUGAAUAUCUCCGCAACAUCGCUCAUCGUCUAUAGACUCCUCAACGCCCAGAAAAACUUUACCAACACACUCCCAGGUCGCAAGAUGUCCGUGUACACCAACGUAUCUCGGAUUCUGAUCGAAUCCGCGCUUCCAUUGACCAUUUUCGGGUUUAUCUACGCCGUGCUGGUCAUCAUCACCAUUGCGACUCGGUCCCCCUCCGGUGUCCCAAACCUCGCAUACAACACCGCAUCCGCAAUUAUGAGUGCGGUCUACACGGCCUUUGCUGCAUUGUCUCCCCAAAUGAUCAUAUUUAGGGUCAACACGGGCAGAUCAAUCACGCACAGAGAUGGGGAAAACACGACCUCCUUGGACCCCAAGGGUCUGUCGCAACCACUCGCAUUUAAAGGCGCUGACCUGUCCAGCUUUGGAGACUCUGCGCAUGAUCGACACGGCGUGGAGUUUGGCCACGAAAAGGGACCCCAACUUACCAACCCGUAA